UGAAAGAUAUUUCUCCGAACAGUGGGAGUUGCAAAUUCCAGUUUCAGUCUUUUUCAGGAUUUUUCUCUCUUUUUGUAGGGUAUUCUUUUUGUUUUUGACACAGCGAAAGGAGACCUCAUUGCAUACAUAUCUAUUCAUUCGCUCUCAGACGAAGUCAUUCCAUUCAGUCCGGACAAUUCACACUCGUUUUGUACUCGUAGAGCCAUAUCCAACUUAUAGCACUUGAAUCUUACUAAUCUUCCGGCUUCUUUUGAUACUUAUUUUUCAGCAUAAUGGCUAGGAAGGAAAGAGUGUUGACAGCCAACAUCCCCAACGCUGCACCCGAUGACAGACCGCAAGAAGUUCUAGAUGAAUUGGAAUAUGGAAAAUUGUCUACCAAGCGGUAUUUGUAUGUUUCCAAACAUCCAGUGGGUGAACCUUUACCUACUCCUAUAGAUGAUGAACCACCAUAUAUUAUCUAUCUUGCAACCUAUAUAAGUUAUCUUAUCUUGAUCAUAAUAGGUCACAUUCGAGACUUCUUUGGCAAGUUUUUCAAGCCUAAGGAGUAUGCUGAUUUGAUCGAGAAAGACGGCUACGCUCCUUGGUACGACGGUUUUGAGAGUUUCUAUGUACGUCGUUUGAAGAUCAGAAUCGACGAUUGUUUUGCCAGACCUAUCCACGGAGCACCCGGUCGUUACGUCAAAUGUUUUAACAGAAUCAGACACGGUAAAACCGGCUAUCUUUACGAUGGAACUUCCAAUGAGUGUUUGAACUUAUCUUCUUACAACUACUUGGGUUUUGCUCAGUCCAACGGAGUGUGUACUGAUUACGCCUUGGGUUGUGUUGAUGACUACGGCACUUCUGCCUGUUCUCCUAGAGCCAUUUCGGGAACCACUGACUUGCACCAAAAGUGUGAACGGGUCAUAGCUGACUUUGUCGGAAAGGAGGACGCUAUUAUUGUGUCGCAAGGGUAUGGUACGAAUGCCAACUUGUUUUCGUCUAUUGCUGAUUCUAAGACGUUGGUCAUCUCUGACGAGUUGAACCAUGCUUCUAUUAGAUUCGGAAUCAGAUUGUCCGGUGCUUCCGUCAAGGUCUUCAAGCAUAAUGACACGAAGGACUUAGAAAAGUUAAUCAGAAACCAGAUUGCUCAAGGUCAGCCAAAGACCCACCGUCCCUGGAAAAAGAUCAUCAUUGCCGUAGAAGGGUUGUACUCCAUGGAAGGAAACAUGUGUAACUUGCCUGAAAUAGUAGAAAUCAAAGACAAAUACAAAUGCUACUUGUUUGUCGAUGAGGCUCACUCCAUUGGUGCCUUAGGUCCUGGUGGAAGAGGUAUCUGUGACUAUUUCUCGGUAGAUCCGGCUAGAGUUGACUUGUUGAUGGGCACUUUUACCAAGUCGUUUGGUGCUACUGGUGGUUACAUUGCUGGGGACAAGUACUUGAUUGAAAAGAUGAGAACCAACUACAUCACCCAGGUGUACUCUGAAAGUGUUCCACCUGCAGUGAUGGGACAGAUCAUCUCGUCGUUGAGCGUUAUUGAAGGUACUUUGAAUCCAGGUGAGGGACAAGAAAGAUUGCAGAGAAUUGCCUUCAAUUCGCGUUAUUUGAGAUUGGGAUUAAAGAAAUUGGGUUUCAUUGUCUAUGGUGCUGACGACUCUCCGGUUAUCCCUGUCUUGUUGUUUUUGCCUGCCAAGAUGCCAGCUGUCUCGAGAAUGUUGUACGAUAUGAAGAUUGCCGUUGUUAUCGUCAGUUACCCUGCCACACCUUUGAUAUCUGGUAGAGCCAGAUUGUGUGUCAGUGCAGCUUUGACCAAAGAAGACUUGGACUACGUUCUUCAAAAGUUCAACGAAGUCGGAGACCAGAUUUUCCUCAAGUUUAGUAGCGGUAUCGCUGGAGGCUCGAAGGUUGAAGGCGAGCCACCCAGAUGGGCCAUUGAAGACGUUCUUGCUACCAACGUCGAGGAUUGUAAAAAGCCAAAGCUAGGAUACUUCAACUGAAAUUGGCGAUUUCUCCCAUCAAUGUACAUAUAUAUACCACCACACGCAUACAAUAUUGCUACUGUUUUAAUAAGCACUUCUAAUUACAGUUAACUAAUUUAUAAUAAUCAUAAUGUCAUACAAAUAUAC
Scheffersomyces stipitis CBS 6054 is the source of this 2102-nucleotide messenger RNA. RefSeq names its product serine C-palmitoyltransferase (gene LCB2). The transcript has a single exon. Bases 273 to 1973 code for a protein of 566 amino acids. Lineage: Eukaryota; Fungi; Ascomycota; Pichiomycetes; Serinales; Debaryomycetaceae. Gene Ontology annotation, biological process: sphingosine biosynthetic process; ceramide biosynthetic process. Gene Ontology annotation, molecular function: pyridoxal phosphate binding; serine C-palmitoyltransferase activity. Gene Ontology annotation, cellular component: serine palmitoyltransferase complex. The record is from RefSeq and is a predicted model, not a curated record.